This is a messenger RNA of Acaulospora morrowiae, 151 nucleotides long. The record is from the annotation of a GenBank genome assembly. Lineage: Eukaryota; Fungi; Glomeromycota; Glomeromycetes; Diversisporales; Acaulosporaceae.
AGGCACCUUUCUGGAAUUUUCGGCUCCAUAUCGAUUCCGGUGCAGUCGCGAAAUAACGAUGGCCAUGUUGCAUCCAUUCGUUAUGAAUUAUAAUAAUGGACGCUAUUGGAACCGAGGGUUCAAAGAUCGGUCCGACUGGAUUUCCAUGUGA